UGGCAGUCGCAUGGUGGACAGUCUCGCUUUAAAUUUUGUUUAAAAAAGUUUCUGUCAACCCAACUCCACUCCGUCCCUACAGUCGACGAUGAUGGAAAAGUUUUUAAUUUUUCUUAUAAUUUUUGCACUUGAUUUCCAUGGUGGAAAUUCAGCAUUGCUCAGCGUUAAUGGAAAUGACGAGGUUGAAGAACAAAUGGCAGUGCCAUACUUAUGGCCAAACUUCCCAUUCUUCCCUGGUGUAAACUUCCCACCAAGUAUGCCUGACUGGAUGAUCAGAGAUCGAACCAACAUUCGUCCAGUUUUGCCAACAUUCCCAACAUUACCAGAGCUUCGAUGGCCUCCAAUUCAACUUCCAUGGCCAACACCAGCACCUGAUGAUGAAGACGAUGAAGGUGAUGAUGAUGAAGAGGAUAUUGAGGAGUGCCCAGAAGAUGGUGUUAAGUUGAUUUCUCACCCAGAAGAAUGUGGAAAAUAUAUUUUGUGCAUGGAUGGCGAUGAAAUUACAACCCUUGUUUGUCCAAGUGACAUGCACUUCUCAAGAGAAAUGCGUGUUUGCAUGGAUCCCGAUGAUGCUGAAUGUGAAUAAAGUGUUUGAUUUUGUACGUGUGCAAUGAAUAAAAAAAUUUUAAUGGAUAUUUUUAUAGAAAAGCUUGAUUUAAAUGUGAUUUUAUAGCCUGCAGUGCAAAUCAGUCAUCAAAUGAUAGUCAGUCAAUUUGCCGAAUAAAAAUGUACAUUUUAAAAUUUACAUAAAUCAGUCAGUUGAAUCAUGUUGUGCUUUUUUGUGAAAAAAAAAUUUGAUUGCUCAUUUGAACAUAAUUGCAAUGUUUCAUAGGAAUCGCUGGACAUGAUGUCCAAUUUUUUUUUAAAAAAAAAUUUAAAUUUAAAGAUAUCAUUUUUUGACAGAAUUUUGUCUUUAACAGUUGACAUUGUAAUAUGACCACCCAUUGUCUUUGGAGAUUAUUGUAAUGCUUUUCAGCUUUCAAAAUAGAGCUCGUAGCUACCAAAGGCUGAGUUAAUUAUUAUUUUUUUUUCAUAUUUUUAAAUCCAUUGUAAAUCAGACAAGUGAAUCAAAAAAAAAACGAAUGCAAAAACCAAAAAUUCACAACCAUCCACUUCUCAUAUUUACCUUUGUUCCUUUUUU
Molecule: messenger RNA, 1141 nt
Organism: Chironomus riparius
Lineage: Eukaryota; Metazoa; Arthropoda; Insecta; Diptera; Chironomidae
Source: the annotation of a GenBank genome assembly